Molecule: messenger RNA, 1413 nt
Organism: Exophiala xenobiotica
Lineage: Eukaryota; Fungi; Ascomycota; Eurotiomycetes; Chaetothyriales; Herpotrichiellaceae
Exons: 2
Coding region: 110-1219 (369 amino acids)
Cellular component (GO): nucleus
Source: RefSeq, a predicted model, not a curated record
AAUAAGUCCAACGCGUCUGUUACCGGUGGAAAUCAUCACAUGCGGAAGCCGUGUUUUGUCCACUCGAAUCCGUGGUUCCUGCCACUGUUGCGAUUACCCAUAAGUCGGAAUGUCUGACUCCGAGUUGUCGCAACCCUCCACCACUCCAGCACCGCCUGAUCACGAGCUUGAAAAGAGUCUGCGACGCGAAGUGGCGAAAGCUCACAAAGCCGAGUUGGAUUAUUCCGUCAACGAUAUACGUGCAGCCUCCGAAGAGAAGUUAGGCCUUCAGCAAGGGUUUUACAAGAAUCAUGGAGAGUGGGCGAAGCGGAGCAAGGAUGUCAUCAAGGAUCAAAUUGCUAUCAUGUCGGACACCGAGAGUUCUCCGGUAAAGCCAGCCAAAGCAAAGCCUGGAAAGCCUAAUGAACGAACGAAAAAACGCCCCUCGGUCGAGAGAGAAGAUGUACCCAGAAAAAAGCAGAAGAUCGCCAAAGAGGAGGUUGAAACGGAGGAGUCAUCUUCGCCCCUGAGCGACCUCGAAUCCGAAGAGGUCGAAGAGAAGCCUCAGAAGAAACAGAAAAAGGCUCCAGAGAGAAGGCGAACGACUAAGCCGAAGCCGAAGCCGUCAACGCCGAAGAAGGCCAAGCCCGCAAAGUCUGAUAGCGAUGAACAGGAGAGCACACCUGGAGCAGGUGGUGUAGGUCCUUCAUCAGAGGAAGAGAGCAAGAAUGAUACCAAGGACGCCAAUGACGACUCGGAAAGUGAGAUGUCGGUCCUACUGGACGAAGGACCUCAGCCGAAGAACAAGAGGAAGCAGAGAGAACCCUCAGGUCAGAAGGCCAAAAAAUCCAAGACCACCAAAGGCAAACCCGAUACAGAGCUCGAUGGUGAUCAGGCCGAGAUUAAGCGACUUCAAGGCUGGCUAGUAAAGUGUGGCAUCCGGAAGCUCUGGGGCAAAGAGCUCAAACCAUAUGAGACACCCAGAGCGAAAAUCAAGCAUCUUAAAGAGAUGUUGGCAGAGGCCGGCAUGUCUGGUCGAUAUUCUCUGGAAAAGGCCAACCAGAUCAAGGAGGCUCGAGAGUUGGCGGCCGAUAUCGAGGCAGUGCAAGAGGGUGCCGAGCGCUGGGGUGCCGACGACGAUGCUGGAGACCAGAAACAGGAUGGACGUCCUGCAAAGCGGCUAGUGAGAGGUGCGAAGAAUUAUGAUUUCCUGAGUAGCGAUGGCGAAGAGACCGACUGAUGCAGUGGACUCCCGUUGUUGGGUCAGAGAAAGUGUCUUUCAGCGAUCGUUCUUCGAGUGUACUAUUAUGGGACCUUGUUGUAGCCGUUCAUCGAAUGGUUUUGUUGCCGCUCAUGCGUUGCGCCACCAGGCUAAAGACGGCCACUGAUGAGAUGAACAAUACGAGAUUGUAGAACUUAACAGUCAGCGAUUCC